Messenger RNA from Mangifera indica (mango), 1786 nucleotides. RefSeq names its product cold-responsive protein kinase 1-like. The transcript has 7 exons. The record is from RefSeq and is a predicted model, not a curated record. Gene Ontology annotation, molecular function: ATP binding; protein kinase activity. Gene Ontology annotation, biological process: protein phosphorylation. Bases 401 to 1513 code for a protein of 370 amino acids. Lineage: Eukaryota; Viridiplantae; Streptophyta; Magnoliopsida; Sapindales; Anacardiaceae.
UUCAGGAGUGAAAACGCAGCACAGGGAGAAUUAGAGGAGGAACCUGGAACCCAAUCAUCACGGCUGUCUUUUGAAUUGUCAGAUCAGAUCAACGAUACAAGGAAAGAAACGUCAACAACUACCGCUUCACGUUUUUAGUUUCUCAUUAUUAUAAUGACACGGUCAAUCAUUUAUAGAUUUUCAUUCGUUAAUAUUUUACAAAUUAAAACACCUCCAAAAACGAAAAUAAAGCUAGAACAGAAGAAAAUAAAUUGAUGGUCUUAUUUCGACCACAUGUAUCCACUUAUCCUUCAUGUACUUGUGGAAAGGUUUAUGAUUCCUUAAUUCUUAACUUCACUUGUGUGUUUAUAAGGUAUGGCUAUGUGAACUGGGAGAUACCAACUAAAAUCAUAAUACAGAUAUGAAUUGUGGAUGCUUUACUGGUUCAUCUAAACGCAGGAAUAGGGAUGAUGUGCGGCAGGCUUACGUUGGUGAAGAUGGGCAAUUUCUUGGAAAUGUCAACUACUUUUAUUACAAGGAAUUAAGAUCAGCAACGGAAGAUUUUCAUGUAAGAAACAAGAUAGGGAGAGGAGGUUUUGGAACUGUUUACAAGGGUGUCCUACAAAAUGGAAAGCAAAUUGCGGUGAAGACACUUUCUGCUGAGUCUAAACAGGGCGUGCAUGAAUUUAGAAACGAGGUCAAUACUCUAUCAGAUGUCAAACAUCCGAACCUUGUUGAGUUACUUGGGUGCUGUAUUCAAGGAACCAAGAGGAUACUGGUCUAUGAAUAUGUAGAAAAUGGCAGCCUUGAUCAUGUAUUAUUAGGUUCAAGAAACACAAAUAUAAAGCUAGACUGGAAAAAAAGAUCUGCUAUUUGUGUGGGUAUUGCUAGAGGCCUUGCAUUUCUUCAUGAAGAAGUUGUGCCACAUAUUGUGCAUAGAGACAUCAAAGCUAGUAAUAUACUUCUUGACGAAGAGUUUAACCCAAAGAUAGGAGACUUUGGAUUGGCAAAACUUUUCCCAGAUAACAUCACUCACAUUACCACUAGGAUAGCAGGAACAACUGGCUAUUUGGCCCCUGAGUACAUAUUGGGUGGACAGUUGACCAUGAAGGCUGAUGUUUAUAGUUUUGGGGUCCUUGUGCUUGAAAUAAUCAGUGCCAGAAGCAGCGGAAAGGCACUCUGGAUGGACAGGUCAAAACUACUUCUGGAAUGGGCUUGGCAGCUCUAUGAAGAGGGAAAACUCUUGGAGCUGGUGGAUUCAGAGAUGGAAGACUUCCCGCCAGAAGAUGUAAUUAGAUACAUGAAAGUAGCUCUCUUCUGUACCCAAGGUGCAGCAAACCGAAGACCGAAGAUGAGUCAGGUUGUCGAGAUGCUUUCAAAGAAUAUUCGACUCAAUGAAAAGGAACUUACAGCCCCUGGUUUUUUCCAAGAUUCAGAAAGUAGUAGAGGAUCUUCAAGUAAAAAAUCCAUGGACUCUACGAUCAAUCAGAUGAGUUCAGUUCCAGUCACCAUUACUCAGGUGACCCCUAGGUGAAGAAGUACUUUAUAUUCUAGCAGUCGAAACUCGGAUGAUAGACAAAAAGGGGAACUUCGUUUAUGAGUUUUAUCAGCCAAAAAGAAACAAGAUAAUAGAAGAUAAGAGAAGAAAAAAGGACUUUAGGUUCAUUAGAAUGGAAGAUCUAUCUCCAGAGCAAGUUGAUGAUUUAUUUGGUUUAUGUGGAUCAUACGCAAUAGCUGGUGUAUUUUGUUAAUGCUUUUAUUGUUUUUCCUUCCUCUUGAUGAGAAUGAAAUUAAAAAUUAUUUAUUA